This is a messenger RNA of Cryptomeria japonica (Japanese cedar), 1677 nucleotides long. RefSeq lists its product as uncharacterized. The record is from RefSeq and is a predicted model, not a curated record. Gene Ontology annotation, cellular component: cytoplasm. The transcript is spliced from 3 exons. NCBI's taxonomy places the organism in Eukaryota, Viridiplantae, Streptophyta, Pinopsida, Cupressales, Cupressaceae. The coding region runs from base 423 to 1205 and encodes 260 amino acids. Gene Ontology annotation, molecular function: rRNA (uridine-N3-)-methyltransferase activity. Gene Ontology annotation, biological process: rRNA base methylation.
AGGAAACUUCCAAGCAAAGCCAUUUUCUUUAAAUUGUAAAACCUUCCAGGAAAAUUGUGGAACACGACAACACUCUAGCACUAACGCAUGUUUUAUGAUGAUUGAAGAGACCGAGGAAGAUUCUCGUAUCCUUCUUGCAAACAUCACGUCCAAUUAAUCAUGACCGCGUACCCAAAUUAUUUAAUUUGUUGAAUCUGCACGAAUUCGACAUUCGGCAAGCUCAGAUUAGAUGCUUUACACAUUACUUUUGACAGAAAUUCCCAGCCUUUAUACCUGGGUAGAAUUCUUACAGGCUAAGGUUUCGCGGCUCCCUGUCUUGUUGGAGGAGUCGAUCGUAUGAUACUCAAAUACUAUUAUUUAAGUUGGACUGUUAGGCGUUUAAGGAAACCCUCGUUUUAUUUUUCAGUCCUAGCAAGUGCAUUAUGAUGGAGCAGAUUCCAUAUGGCAGUACCAUCUUUCAAGAAUUACAGAGGCAGAUAGACGGAGCAGUUCUUGCUCAAAGGUUCUUCCCAUUCCAGACCAUGCAUAUGCAUUAUUCCAGCUUGCAUAGGAUUCUGUUGGUUGGAGAGGGAGACUUCUCGUUUUCUUCUUCCUUGGCCACAGCAUUUGGGUCUGCAGAGAAUAUUGUAGCAACAUCACUUGACACCAAAGAGAUGGUUUUAACAUUUUACAAAUCUGCGGGGAAUUCAAUUAGUAACUUGCUAAGUCGUGGAGCAUGUGUACUGCAUGAAGUGGAUGCAACCAUGAUAGAUCAGCUGGGGCUCUUCAGGGGAACCAUGUUUGAUAGAAUUGUGUUUAAUUUUCCUCAUUCUGGCUUUUGGGGCAAGGAAUACAGCAAUGAGGUGAUUCAGAGGCACAGGGAUUUGGUGAGUAAGUUUUUUCGGAGUGCAAGAAUGCUCGUCAGCUGUAUUGGAGAAAUCCAUGUUAGUCACAAGGAGGGGCCGCUAUAUAGGAAAUGGAAUUUGGUAGGAGAAGCAAUGAAGUCCGGACUUUUCUUAAAGGAGUGUGUCACAUUCAGUAUAGCAGAUUAUCCAGGAUACACAAACAAAAGGGGAAGUGGUGUCUGCAUUGAUGAGAGUUUUCCCCUGGGAGAUUGUAAGACAUAUAAGUUCAUGCUCACUCCUGCCGCCUUCAUAGAAAAGGAAUUGAUGCUGGUGAGGGAGCAAUCUUAUUUGCAUGCUCUUCAGCCACAAAUGUGGAUCUGAGUACAAAAAUGUGGGGCUGUAAAAGAGGAUACUUCUUUCCAGCUAUAUUAGAAACUUGCAAUCCAGGCACUAAUAUUUUGACUGUCAUAAUAGGCUCAAUAUCUAACAGAGGCUAUGGUCUGUCUUUCUCUGAAAUAUCACAAAGAAAGUUAGUACAGAAAUUCAACUGGAUGUUAACUUCAUAAAAAAGAUUUGGAAAAUAUAUUUCAGUGGUCACACAAUUGUUCCAAGAAAUUAUGAUAGAAUCUAGCUACAAUGUAAGACAGUGCGAAGCAGAGAGUGAAAUGAUAUAAUCCCAUGGAUUUUGCUUUCUGGUUAAAAAUGUUUUGGCACAGGUAAUGCCCCAUAAAUCAUGAUAUCACAAUUACUACCUUUGUAAAGUUAAAAAUAGAGCACAGACCGUUGGGCAGCCAGAAAGGCAUGUAUAGUGAAUUUUGAAUGUCAAACUUGGGGAAAUCAUUUUACUUUUUAA